GAAGAAAAAGAAAAGGCGAUUAGAGCUAUAAGGACUGCGAGAAACCUCGGAAGGGAAGAGCAGUCCUCUUGCCCCCAACUCCCAAUGCUUACCCCUGCGCUGACACUUGGAUCACCUCUCUGGAGAUGAAGUAAACACUUGCACAGUCAGCGUCUGCUUCCCUGUGUGUGUAGAAGUGCCCUCGGAGACGGAGGCUGUCCAGGGAACCCCCAUGAAGCUGCGCUGCAUCUCCUGCAUGAAGAGGGAGGAGGUGGAGGCCACCACGGUGGUGGAGUGGUUCUACAGGCCCGAGGGCGGUAAAGAUUUUCUUAUCUACGAGUAUCGAAAUGGCCAUCAGGAGGUGGAGAGCCCCUUCCAAGGGCGCCUGCAGUGGAAUGGGAGCAAGGACCUGCAAGAUGUGUCCAUCACAGUGCUCAACGUCACUCUGAAUGACUCUGGCCUCUACACCUGCAACGUGUCUCGAGAGUUUGAGUUUGAGGCCCAUCGGCCUUUUGUGAAGACCACGCGGCUGAUUCCCCUCCGAGUCACUGAGGAGGCUGGGGAAGACUUCACUUCUGUGGUCUCAGAAAUCAUGAUGUACAUCCUUCUGGUCUUCCUUACCUUGUGGUUGCUCAUUGAGAUGAUAUAUUGCUAUAGAAAGGUCUCAAAGGCUGAAGAAGCAGCCCAAGAAAAUGCGUCUGACUACCUUGCCAUCCCUUCAGAGAACAAGGAGAACUCUGCAGUGCCUGUAGAGGAAUAGGAGUGACAUGACUUGAGGUGUCCUGGACACUAAGGGACUGGCUAUCCCAGGUUCCGUGAUGUCAGCAGCAUCAGGAAGGUGCCCCGUGGUCCCCAUUGCUUCCCUUCCUGCAUCCAUCCUUCUACUCAUUCAUCAUAUAUCCCCCCGCCUCUGAGCUUUCACCUCUGACUUCCUAACUCCGUCAGAACUCCACACACUAUGAGACUUUGCCAGAGCUGAGGAGCCAACAUAUCUACAAGGAGUCAACCUUGCCUAUCCUCGCUUUCAAGCCAGCUGCUCCAGUGCCAACUGGAUUUCUCCCUGUGCUCCAAAUAACUCCAUACCAAUGCUGGAGGUAGCAUUUCCCUCUUCCCCCAACUGGCUGGAACUGGCUCAUUCUCCAUUGCUUCAAGAGAAUGGAUGUCUUACUGGAAGAAGGAAGUUAUUAGUUUCAGUAAAAGCAAAAGCAUGUUAUGUACUUGGACUCUUUGAAGUCAGUUUUUUUCAAGUUUGUGGCCCACUUGACUAGAGCAUCAGAGAGAAGCAUGCCUCUCUAGGUUCUUCAGUGACAAAGAUCCUUAAACAUAGACUAAAAUUCUUUCUGGAGCUUAGUACUCCAGGACUAGAUCCCCCAUAGGUCUCUAAGGCCUGGAUUGCAUCCAGUCCUUCAAUGAAGCCAAGGACAAGAGUCUGGGGAAGGACCCAGGACAAUCUAAGUGGCUCUUAAAAUCCAUAUAACAUACUCCUGAUUUUGUUGGAAUGAUGUAUGUGUGCUCUUUCUGGGGAGCACACCACCUGGGCAUUGGGACUGAAAUUUCUGAGUUCUUCCUCUCCAAGUGUCUGUGGAUCAGUAUUAGUCCUCAUUUUAUAAGAGGCAACUGAGGCUCACACAGAGCUCAACCAUAUAAGAGAUUUAAGAGGACAAACUAUACAGAGAUAAGCUUUGGAUGCUGCCCAGUUUCCACUCCAAAGUAUGGAUUAUUCUGUUUUUGAAAAGAUUUUGACAUUGAGCUGGGCUGUAGCCAUGCCUUUUGUACAAGCACAGAUUUGAGGUGGAUGGUGCAGCUUAGGUUAACCUUGAUAGAUUCAGGGAACUAGAAACUGGCCAAGGAAGGAGACACAGAAGUACAUGAGAUAGACGGGAAGAAUUUUCCUAUAAAGAUGUGUGAAUCCGAUACAUCCCCAGGAGGAAAUCGCCUCUGAGAACAAUAUUCAAACUAAGAAAAAUACUUGUUAGUCUGAGAUGGAUGGAUGAACAAAGUGAUAAGGGAAAGAUGGGGAGGUGGCAUCCAAAUACCUCACCUAUGUAUGAAUCUGUACUUUUAGGUGUUUUCGUUUUCUCUUGGUUUUUGUCUUUUCUGAAUUUUGAGAGAGCAGAAAAAUGAUGGGAAAAUUGUGUCUCUUUUUUUUUUUUUUGUUAAUGUAGUGACUGGUCCAAGUGUCUAUGUGUGAUAUCCUUCACACCUAGUGCUAAGAGAGGGGGAGGUUUUAUGGGAUAUGAGAAGACGAAAGUGCUGGGAUUCCAGAAGAAGAAAGGCCCUCAAGUCUGGGGAAAUUGAUCUGAAAGCCUAUUCUCCAUUGGCUUUGGGCAUCACGUGACAAGCUCAUCAUCUCUUCCAUCCCUGUGGACGUACUUGAAAUAAGAUCCUUAACACAUAUGAAGAGUCUAAUGUGUUGAAGAAAACAUUUGCAAUAAAUUCAAGACCCUUCUUAUUGGUAAUUUGCCACACCACCUUUCUGAAGUAAAGGAGAUGAUAUAGAGCAUUUUUCUUAAUUGGGAAAAUGGACCUGAAUCAGUGGGAGGUUUACCCAAUCACAAGCCUGGUUGAUGGGGAGGUUGUAGCAGCAACGAGUCACUUCCUCCUACUCCACUUUCCCCUUGUUUCCAGUGGACCAUGCAUUUAAUUUGUAACCAAGUGGUAUGCAUGAUUGCAUUUUUCUUUAAAAAAAAACAACACUAGAUGUUUUCUAAAUUAUUUUUCAUGGACCGAAUGAUGCUGAUCAUUUAUUCUUCACAAGUUAUCUUCUUUGUUUCUUUUUAAAUAUUUUCAACACUUCUCAUCCUUGAUACCUUCGCAAGAGCUACCUGGCAUGCAAAAGCAUUUUCACUCCAUUUAUUUUAUUUCUUUUCCAUUUCUUCCAGUGAGGUGAAUGUUCUUAAGAGUCAGUGUUACCAAUGAAGAAAUGGAGGCUAUAAUGUUAAGUAGUUUUACUAGAUUAUCAGGUCACUUUGCUGAUCAGUGGAGGGCUAGAAUCCAGGUCCUCUGACUCCUCUUCCAGUUUACACCUCAGCUGCUUCUUUUCUUACUUUAAAACUCCCAUCCGACUCUGCCUCUCUUGCUUAUCCAGAUGUCUCCACCUUCUCUCCACCCUAAUCCCACUCUCCUACUUCUCUGCCACUUUGCUUCUUGGUAAAUACUACAAAUGUGCUUUGAGAGCCCAUUCCACCCUGGUUCUCCUUCUGGUUGGUUUGUAUAUCAUUAUUUCUCCAAAACUGCAAUUCAACUCCUUCCUGGGAGACUUGAUCUUGACUAUACAUCUAUAAGGUACUGUGAUCACCAGCGUGAAGUCUUCACCCACCUCCCUGUUUCUUCACGUAUUCCUAUACAAGAUCUUGGCUUAAAAGCGUGUAGCUCUGGAAGCUUUAUCUGGUAUGUUGUUACUUAUUAAAGGGCUUAGAAGAGUUUUCAAGGGCUAUAAUCACUUUAGAAACCCCAUUUGUUGUCUUGGUGCUGGAUGUUUCCCAUGACUAAUCCUCAGUAACACAAUUCACUAAAGGUCAAGCUAGGCUGAGUGUGAUUUUCCCUUUCUUACUGCUUAACAGCCAUGAACUUGAUUGCUCAACUCUAUAGGUCCUGGGAGCAGUUUGCCCUGUAGACCUUUACCACCAUCUAGGUUUUAUAUCAAAGCCCCAACCUCUGCAUGAAAAUACCUGGACAGUCAGUUCCCAUCCCUCUCCCAACCUUCAUUUUUAAUCUGUUUAACAGCAUUGUCUUUUGGUUUCUCUAUCCCCAAACAUCUGCACAUCCACACAUCCUUCUGAGUUUCUGGUUUCUCCUGAAUGUCGAACUGGAAAUAUUAGUAGAAAAGGAAUUUUCAAAUCAGAAAUAUGCUGGGAAGUGUGUAGAGCGGUGAACUCUUAAGAAGAGGAGAUAAGCCAAUUGUGGUGGCAUAUACUUGUAACCCCACCAUCUUGGGAGGCUGAGGCAGGAGGAUGGUGAGUUCAAAGCCAGCCUCAGCAAUGUGAGGUGUUAAGCAACUCAGUGAAUCCCUGUCCCUAAUACAAAAUAGGGCUGGGGAUGUGGCUCAGUGGUUGAGUUCAAUCCCUGGUACCAAAAAAUAAAAAAAGAGACACAGUGGAUCCCUCUCCUCCCGAGAACUACUACAUCAAAAAGCAAUAUAUGAGCUGGAUGCAGCAUUGUGUACCUGUAGUCCCAGCUACUGGGGUGGCUGAGGAUGGGGAGGGUCUUUUGAACCCAUGUGUAUAAGAUCAUCCUAGGCAAUAUAGUGAAACCCUGUCUCAAGUGGAGGGAAAAAUACAUCUAGAAUCUCUGAACCUACUUUACACAUCAGAGGGAAAAGUCUAUAAGAUUGCAUCAUUGCAAGAAACAAGGAGAAGCAAGAGCUAGACAUAUUUCAAAUGUUUUUGUUCCACUUUCCCAGUUUCACAUGGAAAUGGUAGAAGUGAGGGGCAGGGAAAAAAGCCCGUCUCAGCUCUUUUUGUAAAUGAGAAAACCCUAACUCAGUGAAUUCAUGUAGUCACUGAAAAUAUAUCCAGAUGGUUGAUGUGCUUGCUCACCAGUCUGAUAUCCACUCACUCUGCAUUUUCCAGCACCCACUGUGUUGAAUACUAGCCUUGACCCUAAACAGGCCUGAUGAUCUUAGACUUGAAAAAAGAGCAUCAUCUAAGUCUUACUUAAUCUCUAAAAGCUAAGGUGGUAUGUACCUCAUAUUUAGUUCAGCUCGCUUCCUCACUUGAUUUUAUAGAAGGUCCUAGCUGUUAAACAAGCCUGAGUUACAGGUCAGCCUCAACCUCUGUCAUAAGCCAGCUAAACUGCAGAGCCAGUAUUGCUCUGUCUUCUCCCUGUCACCACUGGGCAAGAACUGCAUCCACUGAGCAGUGUAUGUGAUAUGGAGGGAAGUUGCUGAAGGACAUGUGCCGGUAGGUUUGUGGAACACAAUUAGAAAACAGUCUCGGCACAGCGGGACUAUCUCCUACAUCAUCACCUUCAUAUGGCAUUUUCUUGAUUUUCCACAGCCAGUCUUUUUCUGAACUCUAGAAAAGUUGCUCCCGACACCACCCUAUCCCUCAACAACCUAAUGCCUAUUUGUAGUGUUUUUCAGUAAACUCUGUUAAACAAUGUCAAUAAAGUGUCUCUAAAAGCCA
Ictidomys tridecemlineatus (thirteen-lined ground squirrel) is the source of this 5105-nucleotide messenger RNA. RefSeq names its product sodium voltage-gated channel beta subunit 3 (gene Scn3b). Gene Ontology annotation, cellular component: voltage-gated sodium channel complex. Gene Ontology annotation, biological process: regulation of heart rate by cardiac conduction; ventricular cardiac muscle cell action potential; regulation of sodium ion transmembrane transporter activity. NCBI's taxonomy places the organism in Eukaryota, Metazoa, Chordata, Mammalia, Rodentia, Sciuridae. Gene Ontology annotation, molecular function: transmembrane transporter binding; sodium channel inhibitor activity. The record is from RefSeq and is a predicted model, not a curated record.